This is a messenger RNA of Aptenodytes forsteri (emperor penguin), 1158 nucleotides long. Its product is annotated as S-adenosylmethionine synthase. Lineage: Eukaryota; Metazoa; Chordata; Aves; Sphenisciformes; Spheniscidae. Gene Ontology annotation, cellular component: methionine adenosyltransferase complex; cytosol. Gene Ontology annotation, molecular function: methionine adenosyltransferase activity; ATP binding. The record is from RefSeq and is a predicted model, not a curated record. Gene Ontology annotation, biological process: S-adenosylmethionine biosynthetic process.
AUGUCAAUUCAUCCCUCUAAAAAAGAAGAACGCUUUCUUUUUACCUCAGAAUCUGUUGCUGAAGGACAUUCUGAUAAGAUGUGUGAUCAGAUAAGUGAUGCUGUUCUAGAUGCUCAUCUCAGUAUUGAUCCAGAUGCCAAAGUUGCCUGUGAGUGUGUAGCAAAAACUGGAAUGAUUUUGCUUUGUGGAGAGGUCACAUCUCAAGCUAUAGUAGAUUACCAACAAAUUUUAAGAGAGACCCUUAAGAGGAUAGGGUAUGAUGACUCUUGCAAAGGACUGGACUAUAAGACUUGCACAGUUUUAGUGGCCUUAGAACAACAGUGUAAAGAGAUCAAGCAUGCUGUCUCCCGUGGCAAAAGUGACGAUAACAUUGGAGCAGGGGAUCAGGGUUUGACGUUUGGCUAUGCCACUGAUGAAACUGAAGAAUGUAUGCCCUUAACAGUCCUCCUGGCACACAAACUGACUGCAAGGAUAAAGGCUCUGGAACGGAAUGGAACAUGGCCCUGGGUUAGACCAGAUGGGAAAACACAGGUCACAAUGGAAUACAAGGAGAGUAAUGGCGCAGUGGAGCCCAUCUGAGUGCACACACUUGUGAUUUCAGUACGUCAUGCCCUAGACAUAGCACUACAACAAAUACAGAAGGAGCUAAUGGAGAAAGUUGUUAAAGAAGUCAUUCCAGAGAAGUAUCUUGGUGAGGGCACAAUUUAUCAUCUCUUUCCAAGUGAAAAGUUUGUAGAAGGUGGUCCUAAGAGUGAUGCUGGAGUGACUGGCAAGGAUACCUAUGGAGGCUGGGGAGCCCAUGGUGGAGGUGCAUUCUCUGGAAAAGAUCCCUCCAAAGCUGAUCGUUCUGCAGCAUAUGCAGCUUGCUGGAUCGCAAAAUUGCUGGUGAAAGCUGGUCUCUGUAAAAGAGUAUUAAUCCAGCUAUCAUAUGCUAUCGGUCUGAGUCAUCCUCUUGCGAUCUCAGUGUUUCAUUACGGAACGUCAGACAGAUCUGAAGAAGAACUGCUUGAGAUUGUGCAGAAAAACUUUGAUCUACGCCUUGGAGCUAUCAUAAGGGAGCUGGAUUUGAAGAGGCCAAUCUAUCAAAAAACAGCUUGCUAUGGGCACUUUGGGAGAGAAGAAUUUACAUGGGAAAUACCCAAAAAGCUUGUGUAUUAA